UAUGGAGAGUCGUCUACAAAAACCCUAACUAGCUCCUCACUAUUACUCCUCUUACUCUCUCUCUCUCAGCUGCUAUUGCAUCGUGCUCUCGGAAGAACGCUCGCAUACGUACUCACACAGAUCUAAAAUCCGAGCGAUUCGUUUUUCCGUGUAGCCAUGGCUCUGGUCUUGUAUUCUGGGAGUGUUAACAAGAAUGCUUAUAAGACACUGAUUGUCGCCGAGUAUACUGGUGUGAAAGUUGAAUUCGCUGCGGACUUUGAGAUGGGUGUCACCAACAAGACUCCUGAAUUUAUCAAGAUGAACCCUAUUGGGAAGAUUCCUGUUCUGCAAACCCCCGAUGGAUCUGUCUUUGAGAGCAACGCCAUAGCACGAUAUGUUGCACGCUCGAAGGAAGACAAUGCUCUCUAUGGCUCUUCUUUGAUAGAUUAUGCCCACAUUGAGCAGUGGAUUGACUUUUCUACCCUGGAAAUUGAUGCUAAACUUUUGGCUUGGUUUUUACCAAUAAUUGGGAGGGCCCCAUACCUUCCUCCAGCUGAGGAAGCUGCAAUCGCAGCAUUGAAGAGAGGAUUGGGUGCAUUGAACUCACACCUUGCUUCUAACACAUACUUGGUUGGGCAUUCUGUAACCCUUGCUGACAUCAUCACGACAUGCAAUUUGGUUUUCGGGUUCUCGAGGCUCAUGACUAAGAGCUUCACUUCAGAGUUCCCCCAUGUCGAGAGGUACUUCUGGACCAUGGUUAAUCAGCCAAACUUUAAGAAGGUCUUGGGCGAGGUCAAGCAGACUGAUUCCGUCCCAACUGUUCAAUCUGCUGCUGCUGCUGCAAAGAAGGCUGCUCCAGCAAAGGAAGCCAAACCCAAGGCUGAGCCGAAGAAAGAAGUCAAGAAAGAGGCGCCAAAGCCAGCCGAGGCAGCAGCCGAGGAAGAGGCACCAAAGCCAAAACCCAAGAAUCCUCUUGAUCUGCUGCCACCAAGCAAGAUGGUAUUGGACGACUGGAAGAGGCUCUACUCUAACACAAAAACUAACUUCAGAGAGGUUGCAAUCAAAGGAUUCUGGGACAUGUAUGAUCCCGAGGGUUACUCUCUGUGGUUCUGUGACUACAAAUACAAUGAUGAGAACACCGUUUCGUUUGUGACCUUGAACAAAGUGGGUGGAUUCCUUCAGAGGAUGGAUCUUGCUCGCAAGUACGCCUUUGGAAAGAUGCUUAUCAUUGGGUCGGAACCACCAUUCAAGGUGAGGGGACUGUGGCUCUUCCGCGGCCAAGAAGUUCCUCAAUUCAUAAUCGACGAGUGCUAUGACAUGGAACUCUACGACUGGAAGAAGGUUGACAUUAACGACGAAGCCCAGAAGGAGCUCGCCAACAAGAUGAUUGAAGACGAAGAGCCCUUUGAGGGAGAAGCUCUUUUGGACGCCAAGUGCUUCAAGUGAAACAACCUCUUCCUCAAUUCACCUAUACAAAGGAGGGUUGCUUUUUUGUUUUACUCUUUUUUUUGUUUAAAUUUAUUUAAUUGGGGUAGAGUUUGUUUUGAUAAUCCUAUGUUUAAGCUAAGACUAAGCUUUUAGGCUCGUGGUGUUUUUGAGUGACAAUUAUAAGUUACAAAUCUUUUGCUUUGGUCA
Messenger RNA from Humulus lupulus (European hop), 1614 nucleotides. RefSeq names its product elongation factor 1-gamma-like. Bases 157 to 1425 code for a protein of 422 amino acids. Lineage: Eukaryota; Viridiplantae; Streptophyta; Magnoliopsida; Rosales; Cannabaceae. The transcript has 8 exons. Gene Ontology annotation, molecular function: glutathione transferase activity; translation elongation factor activity. Gene Ontology annotation, biological process: translational elongation. The record is from RefSeq and is a predicted model, not a curated record.